Molecule: messenger RNA, 1183 nt
Organism: Arachis ipaensis
Lineage: Eukaryota; Viridiplantae; Streptophyta; Magnoliopsida; Fabales; Fabaceae
Biological process (GO): transcription initiation at RNA polymerase II promoter
Cellular component (GO): transcription factor TFIIE complex
Molecular function (GO): TFIIH-class transcription factor complex binding
Source: RefSeq, a predicted model, not a curated record
GGUUGGUACGAAACACAGUUUGACUUGAGGAAGAAGCAGUUGCAGCAAAGUCAGUGAGAACUAUCCUUCAAGAUGGGGUUGCAAGAGAAGCUGGAGAAGUGUGAAUCAACGCUAUCGAGCAUUGCAGCAAGCAAGCCUGCUGCAACCCAAAAGUCAUCUUCAACCCCAACAGCAGCUGCACUUGCUGCUGCCUCAGCCAAUGGAAGGAGCAACAUAGCAGCCCCUGCUGUCAAAUUCUCCAAUGAUACAGAGAGGCUUCAGCAUAUUAACAGCAUACGCAAAUCCCCUGUCGGUGCUCAGAUGAAGCGUGUAAUCCAUCUCCUGUAUGAGACCCGGCAGGCUUUGACGCCAGAGCAAAUAAAUGAAGCUUGCUAUGUUGAUAUGAAGGCUAAUAAAGAUGUUUUUGACAAUCUGAGGAAAAACCCGAAAGUAAAUUAUGAUGGGCAAUGUUUCUCUUACAAGUCAAAGCAUAACCUUAAGGACAAAAUUCAGCUUCUUCACCUGAUACGUAAGUUUCCAGAGGGCAUUGCCGUUAUUGAUCUAAAGGAUUCUUACCCAACUGUGAUGGAAGACAUGCAGGCUUUGAAAGCUGUGAGGCAGAUUUGGCUGCUAUCGAAUUUUGAUUCACAGGAAGACAUUGCGUACCCCAAUGACCCCAGAGUGCCCAUUAAGGUGGAUGAUGACCUUAAACAGCUCUUCCGUAAUAUCGAAUUACCCCGCGAUAUGAUAGAUAUAGAGAAGGAUCUUCAGAAGAAUGGAAUGAAGCCUGCUACCAACACUGCAAAGAGGAGGAGUGCAGCACAAAUUCAAGGCAUCUCUCCCAAGCCAAAGGUUAAGAAAUCUAGGCGAGAAAUCAACAGCAGGACCAAGCUCACCAAUGCCCAUCUUCCAGAGCUUUUCCAGAAAUUGAUUAAUUGAACAAUUCAUGAUGCAAGGAACUCAUAGUAACAGCAAGAAUUGGAUAAGUUGACAUAGACUGUUUGUUAGUCUAAUUAGACUGUACAAUAGAUAGCAGACAUGGUUUAGUAGAGUAAAAUUUAUAUAGGAGCUUCUUGUACUCUGUCCUGCUCUUGACUUUAGUUUUCCGUAGGCCACAGACCAUUUGAUGAAUUAUAACCGCUGUAUAGUAAGUCUGAACUGACAUUUCAUUCACACAAUAAUUCAGAGUGACAAUUUACUUUAA